Molecule: messenger RNA, 3321 nt
Organism: Paramecium tetraurelia
Lineage: Eukaryota; Ciliophora; Oligohymenophorea; Peniculida; Parameciidae
Exons: 4
Molecular function (GO): ATP binding; hydrolase activity
Source: RefSeq, a predicted model, not a curated record
AUGAAAUAAAACAUUCAAAAACCCAAGUUUAGUCAGGUCAUAAUGAAUUAAUAUUUUAAAGAGAAAGCAGAGCUUGAUAAUUCUUUUAAGUAAAUUUAAAAAAGCAUUCUUCAAAAAUUUGAGGAAAAAUUAAAUGCCAAAAACAUUUUUUUAUUGUACUUUUAAACUUUAACUAAUCUAAAUGAAUAUCGAUAUAUGGGAUAAACAUUACAUGUAGAAGAUGAAAUAAGGGAGUAUUUAUAAAGUCUGCCUCUUCAUACCUUUUUCCCUUAAAGGAUUUGGGAUUUUAGUUUUACAAAAUAAUUUCUAUAAAAGUUUUAAUCUCUCAAAGAAGAUGAAGUAAUUAGAGUUGUUUUUUUAAUUAGGAGCAUACUUUAAGGAAGAUUUAAUAAAUAAAAUUAUUAAUGGAUUAAUGUGAAUCAGAUCUAGGUUGGUAGUAUCAAAUUUCCAUUUUAACAUGACUUUGAAUUAGACUUUGCUGUUGAAGGCCGAAUUACAAUGAUGUUUUAAGUGUUUCCCAAAAAAUAUCCUCUUAUGGAUAAUUCAGAUCAUCCAACUUAAUUUGAUUUUGUUCAUGAAUUGAUAUUUGUCGAGUUGAAUGAAGGUACGCAUUAGAAAAACCCAUAACCAUAUGAAAAAUACCUUAAAGCUCAAUAAAGCAAACCAAACUUUUUUACCGAUAUGAAAUUUAUUUAAGAAAAUGGAGAUAAAAAAAAAAUUAAGUACUUAAGGGUUGGGGAAGCCAGUGAAAAUCAAUGCUUAUUGUUGGGACCAAGAAUAUUUAGACCGUUAUUAUGUUAGGGGAGAUAAUUUAAUUAUAAUUAUAAGUUAAACCUAUGGAUGACGAUAGAAGAUGAAGAAAAAUAUUAUAAGAAAUUAAAAUAGAUAGAAGAAAUAAGAUAAAAUAAUUAGAUUAUAAGAAAUUAUUGUUUUUUGCCUUCUUCAUAAUAAUUAUUAACAAUCAUAAAAAACAUCCCAAAUUUUAGAGUAAAAUUAACUGAAGAGUAAAAAAAUGUGAUUUCAUAUGGAGGGGAUGCUUUAGUAAUUGGUAGAAGUGGAACAGGUAAGACAACAUGUGCACUUUUAAAAUUAUUCUCUACAGACAUUUUGUACAAAUUGAGAAUCAAAUUAAAUUAGAUAAAAUCAUCAUCUACAGAUAUUAUAUUAUCUUAAUAAGAUUAAAAUUCUUAAUUAAAGACAAUCUUUGUAACUGCAAGUCCAUUAUUGGCCUGUUAAGUCAAAAGAUUAUAUGAUUAAUUAGUCAAUAAUAUCCAAAAUGCAAUUAAUACUAAAAGACAGAGGACAAAAUAGGAUUAAUAAAUGAAUCCUUAAUCCUAAAAUAUUGAUUUAGAAUAGAGUACUUUCUAAAUAAUUGAAGCACUUUAAUAAAAUGAUGAAGAUAUUGAUGGUAAUAAUCAAUAAGAAACUUAGAACGAUAAUGAAAUAGAAGAUGAGGAGAUCAAUGAGUUUGAAAAAGAGAUGGGAAAAUUUAAUAAAUUUAGUGAAAUUCAAUAAUUCCCAGUUUUCUUAACACUACGUAAAUUAUUGGCUCUUAUUGAUUCCUCCCUUCUCCAUUCUUUUUUUAAGGUCUUUGGGGGAUAUUAAAAUAAAUUAUCUUAAUGGCAUAAUGAAUCUUCUGGUCUUAUGACACUGGAUAAAAACUAAACUGCUUAGCCAUUUAAUGAAGAUCUUCUAUAUAAACAUAUUAGUCUAAUUGACAAUCAAGAAUUUAUUGAAACCAAUUUACAAGAAGUCACAUUGGAGGUUUUCGAGAGAGUGUUUUGGCCUAAGAUAGUAAAAGAUUUGAAGUAGGAAUAUUAUGAUGUAUCAACUUUUGAUCCAACUUUGGUUUGGAGUGAAAUUUGCACAAAAAUCAAGGGUCAUGAAACCUCACAUGAAUAUCCCGAUAAAUACAUGAAUUUUGAAAAUUAUUCUUAUUAUCAUAGAGUAUUAUCAGAGGUAUAGACAAAAUUACUUUAUAAAGCAUUUGAGACUUAUGAGAGAUUAAGACAAAGUUAUGGAUAUUAUGAUUUGUUAGAUAUAGUAAAUCAUAUUAACUAUGAAUUAUCUUAAGGGAAUGAUGUGAUUGAGAGUGUUCAUUAUUUAAUGUUGGAUGAACUUCAAGAUGUUCCAAGAGCUGUUCUGGUUUUAUUGGAUAGAAUGGCAGAAUUUGGUUUAUUUUGUUGUGGGGACAAUGCUUAGAACAUAGCCAAAGGAAUAGGGUUUAAGUUUUUUGAAGUAAUCAAAGGAGAAGAUAAUCAAAUCUAACAUUAUUUGAUUUAAAUAUUAAUUUUAGAUCGCACAAUUAAAUUCUUUAGAUUGGCCAACUCCGUUAUCAGAGUCUUAGAGAUUUGUUUCCCAUACAAAAUUGAUAGAUUAAAGAAGGAAACAUCUGAUUUAACUGGACCAAGACCUGUUGUCUUAUAAACAGACUCACCAUAAGACCUGUUGUCUUACAUUUAAGAAUUUUUCACAAAUGACCGCAAAACAGUUGAGUUUGGAUGUAAUUAAGCUAUCAUCGUUAAGGAUCAAGAAUCAAAGGAAAAAUUACCUUAAGAACUGUAAAAUGCCUUGGUUCUUACUAUUUAUGAAGCAAAAGGAUUAGAAUUUGAUGAUGUAAUUCUGUAUAACUUCUUUAAUGAUUGCACUACUUCUGUAGAUGAUUGGAAAAUCUUGAAUGAAUUCGAGGUUAAUUCAGUCUAUAUGUCUGAGGAAGGAUUUAAAAAUUUCUAAACAGUCCAUCAAUCUGAAAUUGUAACAUCUGAUUACAAUGCUUAGAACAAAUUGAUCGAAAUUAAAUAGCUUAAGUUAAAAGAAAGGGACUAAAAAAAAGCAAAAUCCUAGGAUGCCUUUUCGGAAUAUAUUUCUUUAUGUUAAGACUUGAAAUAACUGUAUGUGGCUAUAACCAGACCAAAGAAAAGGUUAAUAAUAUUUGAUUAGUCUAUUAAAAAACGAAUUAUAAUGCAAUCUAUCUGGGAGAAAUUGGAUGUGGUAAAUAUUGUUUAGAAAAAGGAUAUCUAGGUUUCUGACACUCAAUUCAUCCUUGAACAUACUGUAGAUAAUUAAGCUAAUUGGAAAAAAUAAGGAUACAAAAUGUUUAGACUCAACAAUUAUGAUUAAGCAGCGAAGUGCUUUAAGUUUUCUGGUGAUGAGGAACUAGCGAAGAAAUCCAAAGCCUAUUUUUUGGCCACUUAAGGUAAUAUUUUUAACGAGAAUAAGGAGAAUUAUAUUGCAGCAGCAAAAUUAUUUGAACUAGAUUAACUUCCCUUUAAGAGCAGCAUAAUGUUAUUUUUCAGGUAAAGAAUAUAUCAAAGCUUAUGA